AUGGAUAAUUGGGUUGGGUGUGGUCCUUUACAAGAUUUUUGCUCGGUGAUAGGAGAUAUAAGCCUUUCAGUUGCUGAAGUGAUUGAUGUUAGGGGACCAAAAAAUGAGAUUAUUUCUGGUUUGGUUCCGUCAAAGAUAGUGCAGCAGAUAAAUGAAGCUGGUGUGAGGUUGAAAUCUAAUAAACUAGAUGUGUUGAUUUGGAAACAUUCAGUAGAGGCGAAUUUUACAACAAGGAAUUGGAAAGGAAUGAUGAUGUACUGGUGGCAGAGAGCAUCAAUCAUAACUCAAGUAGGAUGGAUAAUGGGUGUACUACCAAUUCUUAUUUCUUGGGCUUUAUGGGAGGCUAGAUGCUCAUCAAGAAUGGAAGGAAUUAUUUUCAACAUAGAAGGUGCAGUUCGUUAUGUAAAAUGUCUUCUUAAAGAGGCUUCUUGUUUGCUGCAGAAUUUUCAAAAAAUAAGAAAGGGAGACAACGUGGUAAUGCAAAACUUUAGAUUGCUGAUAAUACCAACGCAUAAGAAAAAAGUGAAGUUUGUGAAAUGGGAAAUGCCACAUUCGGAUAUGAUAAAAUUAAAUGUUGAUGGUGGGGCUUGUACGAAUCUGAGAGAGGCAGGAGGUGGAGGUGUGAUUCAGGAUUCUAAUGGGAGUUGUAUUGCUGGUUUUGCGCAUUGCUACGGAUAUGCGACGAAUACGGUUGCCGAAUGUCGUGCAUUACUAGAUGGUCUCCGCCUUUGUAAACAGUUACGGUUUCAGAUUCAGAGUGUUCUAGUAGAAUCAGAUUCAUUGGUGGUUAUGAAUUGGCUAGCUUCUGGUAUUUGUCAUCUUUGGUUUCUUGGAAUUUUUGGGAGGAGAUAA
Messenger RNA from Carya illinoinensis, 852 nucleotides. RefSeq lists its product as uncharacterized. The transcript has 2 exons. The record is from RefSeq and is a predicted model, not a curated record. Lineage: Eukaryota; Viridiplantae; Streptophyta; Magnoliopsida; Fagales; Juglandaceae. Bases 1 to 852 code for a protein of 283 amino acids. Gene Ontology annotation, molecular function: RNA-DNA hybrid ribonuclease activity; nucleic acid binding.